This is a messenger RNA of Heteronotia binoei (common prickly gecko), 2242 nucleotides long. Its product is annotated as solute carrier family 22 member 2-like. The transcript is spliced from 10 exons. The record is from RefSeq and is a predicted model, not a curated record. Gene Ontology annotation, cellular component: membrane. Gene Ontology annotation, biological process: transmembrane transport. NCBI's taxonomy places the organism in Eukaryota, Metazoa, Chordata, Lepidosauria, Squamata, Gekkonidae. The coding region runs from base 340 to 1974 and encodes 544 amino acids.
UUUUUUAUUUGCAUCACGGUUACUAGUUUCCUAAUGAAAAACAGAACAUGAAGGUAUUGGCCCUGAAAUAACACAGUGAUUAAGACAGGCAAAUAUGACCUCUGAAAUAUUUUAUGUAGGCUUAUCAACAUAUUGUGCUUAUUGCCAUUAAGAAUGAUUUUUUUCCCACCUUGGAAAAGAACCGCAAGUCUUUUAGCUGGAUUUCUAGUGUAAUGUAAAAGUUGAGAAGUGGCUUAAUAAUUUAUAACACAAAUGACGUUUGGUCAUUUUUUAAAGUUUAAGCAUAUUUACUCUCAGCACAAUUAAGAGGAGCAUUGUAAACAAAAUCCCUGUCCCAAAAUGCCAAACUUAGAUGAUAUUUUAGAGCACACUGGGGGAUUUGACUUAUUCCAGAAAAGGACUUUCUUUCUUAUUUGCUUGCUCUCUGCUGCCUUUGCCCCAAUCUACGUGGGAGUUGUUUUUUUGGGUUUUAUUCCGGAGCACCGUUGCCUGAAUCCUGGAGUUGCCGAGUUAAGCAGCAGGUGUGGUUGGAGUCCCGAAGAGGAGUUGAAUUACACAGUUCCAAAGGGAAAGACCAGUGGAGAAGUUUUAACUAGUCAGUGCCUGAGGUACAAUGUGAACUGGAAUGCAACUGACCUGAGCUGUACAAAUCCAUUAGAAGGCCUUGGAAAUCAUUGGGACAAGAGCAAUCUUUCUCUUAUCACUUGCCAAGAUGGCUGGGUUUAUGACUCUUCAGUAUCAUCCAUCGUGAGUGAGUUUAACUUGGUGUGUGAAGACUCCUGGAAGCUAGAUGUGUUCCAGGCAUGCGUCAACGCUGGGUUUUUCCUUGGGUCUGUAACUGUUGGCUAUAUAGCAGACAGGUUUGGACGUAAAACAAGUCUCUUGAUUACCAGCCUGGUAACUUCCAUUUCAGGAGUUCUUGUUGCCUUGGCACCAAACUACUUAUGGUCUGUUAUAUUUCGAUUCAUGCAAGGCCUAGUCAGCAAGGGCUCCUGGACAGCAGGCUACAUCCUAAUCACAGAAAUUGUUGGCCCAGAGUACAGGAGGACUGUGGCCAUUCUCUAUCAAGCGGCAUUUACUGUUGGUCUUCUCAUCCUUGAUGCGGUUGCCUAUGCAGUUCCCCACUGGAGAUGGCUUCAGCUUGCUGUAACCUUGCCAACCUUCCUGCUUUUGCUCUACUACUGGUGCCUCCCAGAGUCUCCCAGAUGGCUUAUCUCCCAAGGGCAGAAUGGCAGAGCUAUGGAAAUUGUGAAUGAUAUUGCUAAAACAAAUGGGAAAAUGUUGCCUGGCCAAUUUGAGAGUAUUAUCCUUCAAGAAGGAAAUGAAGAUGAUGAAAAGCUGAGCCCUUCACUUAUUGAUCUUGUGAAGACACCACAGAUGAGAAAAUACACAUUCAUUUUGAUGUAUAAUUGGUUCACAAGUGCUGUGAUGUACCAGGGCCUCAUCAUGUACCUGGGAGUUGCUGCAGGCAAUGUUUAUCUGGAUUUUUUCUACUCCUCUCUUGUGGAAUUUCCUGCUGCCCUCAUACUCAUAUUUACAAUUGAGCGCAUAGGUCGCCGCUAUCCUUGGGCUGCAGCAAAUUUUGUGGCAGGGAUUGCCAGCCUUGCUACAGCUUUCACUCCAGAUGAUAUGCUUGGGCUCAAGGUUACUUUAGCUUGCCUUGGCAGACUGGGGAUCACUAUGGCUUUUGAAAUGGUUUGCUUUGUCAAUACUGAAUUAUAUCCAACAUUUCUCAGAAACCUUGGUGUGAUGGUCUGUUCUUCCUUAUGUGAUUUGGGUGGAAUAAUAUCACCAUUCGUUGUUUAUAGGCUAGCAGAGAUCUGGCAUGAGCUACCUCUUGUAGUCUUUACUUUAGUUGGUUUGAUUGCUGGUGGAUCAGUACUACUUCUACCUGAGACUAAAGGGAGAACCUUGCCUGAAACCAUUGAAGAUGUAGAAAAUUUCCAUCAGUAUCACACUAGUCACCUUAAUUAAUAAUAUGUUGAGUAUUAUUUUAAAAGUGUUAUUUCAAAUGCUGUGUGCAAAGAGUCCAACUUUGCUUACAAAUGAAUGUGCCAAGAAACAACAAACUGAAAGGCCUUGCAUGAUUCCAAGAAUCAUUACAUUAACAAAUGCAUAUUAUUGUCCUCUGUGUCUGUAUGUUUUUAAAUGGUUUAUAUGGUUAAUGCAGCAUGUUACUUAGGAAAUUUACAUUUAAAACAAAAUUAAAUGAGACUUCUGAAAAAUGAGGCUUUGCUUUACA